AUGAACAGCCUGGAGACCCGGAAGCAGGCUAUCCUCCGGAACCUUCAGCAGUACUACGACGCAAACUUCACCAGCACCAUGUCUUUGGGGAAGCAUCCAGAAAGGGAGAGGCGUCGAUGCAUCUUUCCGAAGUCCUUCACCGUACCAGCGAGCGUCGUGAAGAGGGCAAUGGAGAUUCUUGACCAGUCCGAGUCGCCGGAUUGCCCCGGCGAGAUGCGGCUGGGCGAAGUGAUCGGCGCCCUGCAUCGUUUUCACAGCGCCUUGGGGGAAGAAAAGAGCAUUGACUGGGACCUGCAAAUCCUGGAGGAUUUGGGCCUCAGCACGGACGUGAACGCUUUCGAUCCGGAAAUGAUGAUCGAGUGGCACACGGAAGCUGUGUACUCACGGUUUCGAGUUGAGCUUGGAACGCUGGAGCGGCUGUAUUUUGCUCUGGACAUGGGCGACAACUCCUCGCUUCUGUCCAAAGCCAUCACAGGCUCCUUUAUGGUCGCAGUCUUCCUGUCAAUGAUUUGUUGGAUCGUGGGAACUACCAAGGUCUUCCGGGUUCUCCCCUGUGUGGGUGAGGAGGUGAACAGCUGCACUCCGCGGGAGCCCGCGUGGAUGGAGACCGUGGAGAUGGUUUGCGUGUGGGUGUUCACGGCCGAGAUUCUCCUCAGAUUGAUUUGUGUCGCGCAGACCCGCAGCGAGCUCCUAAACCAGCGGUACCUCAUCGAUGUGAUUACCGAGCAAAUCGAGUGGAAUGCUCCACGGUCCGGCGCGCGUCGCUUCCUAGCGUUCCUCUUUUCCAUCCAGGCCUUCUACGCGCUUCACGACGCUUUUUCCCCUCUUGGCUGCCACCGUUUCGUCAAUAACAGAGGACCUCCACGAGCGCGACGUCACCAACAUCGGCUGGUUACGCCGGCUAUGACUAUGCCUGAGGACAGGGCAGAGGGUGCUGACCCGAUUGCAUCUAUCGAGUGCCUCGAUGCUCUUGUACCACGUGCCGAGAUUGCGAAACUCAGUCGACAAAGGUCUGACAUGCAAGGGGCGCUUCAGCUCUUAUUUCACGGUAGUAUCUUUACAAUUGUCGCUUGCUGCCGGCUGCCUUUGUAUUCACCUGUCAUGGGAAUGGCGGUCGUGGCAGCAUUUUUCUUCCAUGGCCUCCAUGAAACGGUGCACCAGACGGCAUUCCGUUCUCGUUGGAUCAACGUGCUGGUUGCGCAUGUGUUGGGAUUCUUAUGCAUGCGGCCGGCCCGUCAUUAUUGGUACUACCACUUGGAUCACCAUCGAUACACGGGCAAUCCACGACGCGAUUCCGAGUUGCAGCCAGGCUCUUUCCUGGAUUUGGCCAUUGAUCGUCCGGCACAGUACCUGCUUUACCUCUCAGGUAUACCCUUUUGGUUGGAUGCCGCCUUCACCCUCGUGAGCCAUGCCAUCGGCCGCUGCCACGAAGCGUACCUGAGGAAUCAGAGAGCCUGCGAUAAAGUGACAGGCGAAGCACGGGCUUACCUCCUGGUUUACGGUCUCCUGGCCCUUUCUUGCGCCAUGAGUCCAGGGAUGGCUCGGGCGCUUUGGUACUUCUGGGUUUGCCCGGCUCUUUUUGCACAGCCCAUCUUGAGGUUCUACUUGCUCGCUGAGCAUCGUGGACGCAAACUUUCAACUACGGUCUACGAGAACACUCGUACCACCUACACGAACUGGUUCUUUCGACGCCUGGCAUGGUGCAUGCCCUAUCACAUGGAGCAUCAUGCAUGGCCUUCGAUCCCCUUCUACAAACUCAGGGAGGCCAAUCACUUGCUGCUUCAAAGUGCUCAGAAAGCCGGUUCCGGGUCCGGGGAUGAUCUGCUGGAGCGGGGGGAGAUCCAUCCCGAGCUCAAAGGCAGCUCGCGACUCGGGUACUUGGGCUUUAACCGCCGCUACUGGAUGCAUCUGCGAAGCAAAGCCCAAACUGAGAAGACAGGUAUGUACAUGACUGUAUGUAUGUGUGUAUAUAUAUAUAUAUAUAUGUAUGGCGAGGCUUGCUCGUCUAUUGUGUAUUUAAUCGUGUUGUUCAUCUGCGUAUAG
Symbiodinium sp. CCMP2456 is the source of this 2043-nucleotide messenger RNA. The record is from the annotation of a GenBank genome assembly. Lineage: Eukaryota; Dinophyceae; Suessiales; Symbiodiniaceae.